AUGCAUUUGCAUGUUUUGACACGCCCUAAUUAUAACGUAUUUGAAAUAACUCUAAAAAUAUUUUCACAAAAAUUUCCAAAAGGUAUUUCAACAAUGUUGUGUAUACUUCCACUAGCUUUAAUCAACAAAUAUUCCCCAACAGUUUUUGUUUAUGCAGUAAUAUUUGUUUGCAGUUUGGGUCUUCUACACGGACUUGUUUUUUUGCCUUGUUUGCUUUGUAAUUUACCUAUUUGGUGUAAUUCUCAACAAAAUUAUUUUUUUGGAUUUUUCUCUAAUUUUGGAAAAUUUCAAGUUUAUGAAUUGGAUAUGAUUACAAUUGAAGAGAGAAAAGAGCAAAGGAAUUAA
Meloidogyne enterolobii is the source of this 345-nucleotide messenger RNA. Lineage: Eukaryota; Metazoa; Nematoda; Chromadorea; Rhabditida; Meloidogynidae. The record is from the annotation of a GenBank genome assembly.